AUGGGUGCCCCCGCCCACGACUUUGAGUACAUAGCGGCUAAUGACAAUCCCCUCGUCAACUUGGCUCACAACUUCUUCUUUGGAGAUGGGGUGCUCUUUGCUCUCGGCUACAAGGUCUGCCCCACUGAGAUCAACGAGCCCAACAACCUGGGCAUAAGGGACAGCUUUGCAUGGCGAGAGCUUGGUGGCAAGAGCGACUUUCUUGCUCUAAAUAAGCCGGCGAGGGUGAGUCUUUCGGGAAACUGCCUCACCCUCACUCCGAACGCGGAGUGCUUGGUCAACGCCAUCCAGCGCAGCACGGCAGCCUGCCAGGCGUUCUGCAGCAUCACGGACAACGGCCCGUGUGAAGGCCAUGGGGCGUGUGUUCCGGCUGACCCCGCCUCCCCCUCCAACUUCACAUGUCUCUGUGAUGCGGGAGUGAGCCCCUCAAACCCUUCACUUCCAUUCCAUCUCCCCCAUUACUACACCACUUCCCUGGCUUCCUUCCCGACUCCCCACCUCUCCCAAUUUUCUCUCUCCACUGCCCUCAUGCUCGCCUCUCCUCUGCCCUCAUGCUCCCCUCUCCACGGCCCUCAUGCUCGCCUCUGCUCUGCCCUCAAGCUCUGUCCACGCAUCUACACCCUUAGUCUCUCACACCUCUGGUCUGAUUUUUUUAUGUGCGCAGAGAAGUGGGAGGGGUUGGAUGUGUGUGAGCAGUUCACACUACAGCAAAUGCUGAAUGCCACCAACAACUGGUCAGAGGACAAUGUGCUAGGCAAGGGUGGAUUUGGCGUUGUCUACAAAGGCCACUCGCCACAAGGGCAGCUGUGGGCCAUCAAGCGCUCCACCAUCAUGACCAACGACUUUGAAACGGAGGUGCGAGCCAUGUCCUCUCUCCACCACAUGCAUCUCGUGCGCCUGCUGGGCUUCUGCCUGGACCAGAACGUGGAGACGGGCAAGCAGGAAGCAGAUCCUGGUGCUAUGAAGCUGGUGGAGGCGUAUGAGGUGGAUGAGCUGAAGGACAGCAAGAUGCCGCCAGUAAGUGAGGAGGCCAUAGUGGACAUUGCGGACCUGGCUUUGGACUGCAUCAAGUCUCCUGGCACACGGCGACCCACGAUGAAGGAUGUGGCAUACCGCCUCAGUGCCCUCAUUGCCAAGCACUGCCCCGACAGGGAGGACGAGUCAGAGAAUGUUGUGAAAGAAGAAGGGACAAGCAACCAAGGGAUGCCUUCUGAGUUGUGUGGAGAUGGAGGGAGGGAGCCUGAGAGGUCUCAUGGCUCACAGUCUGGUGUGAUCUCAUUCACGGGUACUUUCUCGAUGACUGAUAGCCUCAAGAGCUGGCUGCAAUGGAAGCCAUCCAAAGGGCGUUGA
Closterium sp. NIES-65 is the source of this 1350-nucleotide messenger RNA. NCBI's taxonomy places the organism in Eukaryota, Viridiplantae, Streptophyta, Zygnematophyceae, Desmidiales, Closteriaceae. The record is from the annotation of a GenBank genome assembly.